UCACAUUUUGGCGCAUGCCACGAUGUAUCCCGUUUGCAUUAACCUCGCGAUGAAAACAGCCUUGAAAUAGGUGCACACGAUUCUUAUAAUUCACCGUGAACGAUUAAUUAUAACCCAAUAAUGUGUCGUAAAUUUUAUAUUCAUAACAGUUAUUAUAAAAAUAUACGGAAUUAAAUCGCUAUAUCAUGCGACAAAUUCAAAGUGUGAAGGAAGGAUGAAGAAUGUCCCGCGUCGGCGAAGACGAAGGCGGAGGCGGCAGCAAUGCGGAGAAGACGGGAAACAGUUUUGGUGGAUGGUUCGGAGGUGCUGCGAGGGCCAUGACAGGGGGCAGCGGUGGGACUGGUUACGUUGUUCUCGGUGGUCCUCGUUACGGUUUACAUUUAUCUCAGGACAGUCUAACAUUGACAAACUCACGAAAAGAGGGUCAAGAUCGAAGAAGAAAGAGAAAUUCACGUGAUAGCGAAUCCCGUGAACAAUUAACGGACAGAACAUCCGGUGAAAAGAGUGGAUCAUCAAUUGAAUUUGUCAACAGUGUGACUGAUUGCUGUUGCAUUGGUCCACGAUCGCGACUACCUCUAUCGCGAAUUCCAUUAUCGUCACCGUCAAACGUGGGUCCAAUCUCUCCUACUUUACCUCAAUCUCAACAAUCUCCCACUCGAGUGGCGGUGGCAACUGUGGAUCCAGCGACGCAACUGCCGCCGCCAAACUCAAACUCUAAUAAUAACUGCGGGUGGCUGCAAACGGGUAGUAGCGGCAUCAGUACCAACUUUAACGUCGGCCACGGUCCGACAUCAUUUUCCUCUUCUUCAUCUUCAUCUUCCACCUCUUCUUUUUCAUCUAUCGUCUCGUCAUCAACGACGACAGCAACGUCAACGUCGCCAACGAUCACUACUUCAGUAUCGCACUCCAUCUCUGUGCCGCGACAACUCGCUCAAUGGACCAAACAUCAGACUCUUAAACUCCAGGAUCCAACAGUGACAGCAGUGGAUCGUCUUCAGAGAUUUCGAUGGAGCGGGGGUGGAGGAGGAAGUGGGAAAAAGUCCUCUUCCGGCCCCCGCAGCGACAAGGCCGAGCGCCUUCGUGAACUGACGGAAAAGCUCAAAGGACCAGCACCCGUCCCUCCGCCUCGACGACCUUCGCGUGUGCAAACAUCACCACCACCUUCGAGUGAAUGCCAACAAAACCUCUCAUCAAACAAUCCACAGUCUCCACAAUCGGUGGAAAUUGAUGAUUGUAAUCGUUACGAUGGACGACGAAGUAACACCUACAGUGAAGGCAGCCAUGGAUCAUCAGGGAAUAAUGCAAAAACAUUUGUUCGAAGUGAAAGUGUCAGUGAAGAAUUAUAUGGUGAUGUUCCAUUGGAAUCAAAUAGAAAAUCAUCAGCAAGUGUUGAUUCAAUGGUGUGGGCAAAAAAUGGUUCAAAUUUAAAUAAAACAAAACAAAGAAAUAGUGCCGAUGUCAGUGAUAUUGUUGUUGAUGAUAAUAAUAAGUGUAUUUUAAGUGAAUCAAACAAUGGUGGUAGGCAUUUGAGGCAGUACAGUGAUUCAAUGGUGGACAGUGCAAAAGGUGUAAAAGUCGAUUUUCACGAACCUAUUAGUAAUGAGAGCGAAGCAAGAGAUGCAAUAACAAGAUUAGAACCACGUGGACCAUUUCUUUGCUUUCACAGAACCAAUACACCUUAUAGAAGUGCAUCAUUUGGACAAGUGGAUUUUAAUCAGGUUUUAGCUAAUCGACAAAAGCUGCAAGCGAACAAUAAUUCAAAUCCAAUAGACGAGAAGGAAAUUAAAGCAAGCACUUUGCCAAGACGUCGUGGACAAGUUAGUCCAGAUGUUACAACACCAAGAAACAGUAACAGUCCAAAUCACCAAAGUCCAAGAGCUUCAACACCCAGUCUUGAUAGUGCAGUUGGAUCAGCUGAAGGUCUUGGUGUACCACAAAUUGGUCUCAACGAACUACGACCAAGAAGCGAUGGAUCUGACAGUCUUGCAACUUCCAGUGCCCUAACGAGUCCAGAACCACAAGUUCACGAAAUUCCCGAACCUCGCGUCAAUUUAGUUCAAUCCAUUGAAAUUAUCAACGAUUCAACAUCAACUAAUGAUCGACAUUUUGAAAAUCGAAUAUCAGAUUCUGGACAAAGAGAAAUGAGACUGGAACCACAUGAAGUGAUAGUGACACCACCUAUUGAAGAGCCGAGGUUAAGUCAAGCAAGUGAAGGAAGUGAAGCUCCAAGUGAAGCAACUUCAGAGACUUCUUCGCCUUCGGGCAAAGUGAGAAGAUAUCGGGGAGACACGAGUAAAAGAAGAAAAGGAGUUUACAUAACUCAAUGGCCUGAACCAUCGGACAUUGAUCGAAGUAAACUCGUAGCUCAGAGUAGCGAGGAAAAAGAUGAUCCACCAGCAACGCCUAGUGAUCUCUCCGAUUGUGAGGGACAAGUGCCGAGAAGAUACAGUAAGAGACCAUUGAGAGGUCCAUACGGUCAGAUGCUGGAAGCAGAAAUGGCUAAACCACGAACAACGGAUAUGAAUCUUGAUGAGGGUCUACAUCAAAGAAGAAAAAUUUCAGCUAAUCUCUCUUUUAAUUCAAGUACAAAUAGCAAUUCUGAACCACCAACGCCUUGUCAUCAUAGAACAACAUCGAGUCCUAGUAAAUUGGAAGGAUUACCUGGACCAAGUCCUGAACUAUUGGCCGAACUUCUACGAGGUUCCUCAGAGAGAGUUGCACGUGCUCCAGCUCAACGGAACAAAUUAUAUAUACAAAACAAAAAAGAUACACGAACGCAUGUUGUCGUUGAACUAUACGAUACAGAACGAUCUUACGUCGAGGCUCUACAAAUACUAGUCAAUAAAUAUUUGCAACCACUCAAGAGUCCGGAAAAUGCUGGUCUUGUUGAUUCAGCGACAGUUGAUGAAAUAUUUUAUCAGAUUCCAGCAAUACUUAGUCAUCAUGAAGUAUUUCUCGAAGAAUUAAGAAAACGAUUAGAAAUAUGGGAACCAGGACAGACAAUAGGAGAUGUAUUUCUUAACGUGUUUAUGAAACCUGUUGUCCUGGAGACCUAUACACUUUUUCUCGAUAAUUGGAAAUCGGCAAAGACUGCAAUUAAAAAUACCUGUCAAUCAAAACCAGCUUUUGCACGAUUUUUAGAGACAAUGGAAAGGGAACAUAAAGGUAAACUUGGAUUAGAUCAAUUGCUGAUAAAACCUGUUCAAAAAAUUCCACGUUAUGAACUUUUAAUUCAAAGACUAUUGAAACAUACUGAUUCAUCGCAUCCUGAUUAUGAACUUUUGUCAGCUGCUCAAAAAGAAGUUCAUGAAUUGGUGGUAAAAAUUAAUUGUACCGAAAGAGAGAGUCUUGAAUGGGAACAACAGCAAACAACUUUGAAAGAAGUUCAAUCACUUGUUGAAGGACUCGCGGGAAUAGUUGCUAAUGAUAGGGCAUUUAUUCGUCACGAUCUGGUGACAAUAGCAUCCAAUCAAGGAACUCGAAAAGAACGAGCCCUAUUUUUAUUUUCCGACCUAUUGGUUAUAACGAGUAUCAAACGAAGAAGCGGAACGAUAAGAAAACCAUCAACAAGUUCGUGUCCAAAUAGUCUGGUUGGUCUUUUGGAAGCAAACAAAUACAAAAUGCUAAUGAGGAUUUCUUUGGAUGAUCUCGAGGUGAUGAAAGCCAAGGAUGAAAAUUUACGAAGAAUGGCACGAGAAGUGGAUCAUUUGCGAGAGGAUUGUGCAACGUUAAGUCAUCUUCAAGAACUAUCAAUGUCUUUACAUGGAUCAAAACAACAAUUAGAGGACUUGAUAAAAGAAUUACUCAGUCAUUCACAAAGGCAAUUAGCAGAGAGGAAUACCGCACAUUCGCAAUUAGCAUGCCUGGAACUUACUCUCAAUACUCAAGCAGGAGUCGAGAACAUUUCGAUUAUGUUUACAAAGCCGGACAAACGUGCAAGUUGGGAAGAGAGUUUCAAUGAAGCCAAGCAAAAAUUAGCAUUGUCAGCCGAUAGGAGACCUUGUCCUGAAUUCGUAGGACCUUUGCCAAUUCGAAAGACACGAGCUGGCCUUCAAUUUACAUGUGCUGCACCCACAUUGGCAAAUGAGCAGGGAAUAAGGGAUGUGUGGGUCUGCAAUAGUGACGGUUACGUAGGUCAAGUUUGUGUCUUGAGCCUCAGUCCAGAACCACCACAAGUCACAUCUUGCAAUGGGGUUUGCAACGCUAGAAUUCUUUGCGUUGCCGGCAUUCCUGCCGCAACUACUGGAACGAGUUCCCUACCCAACAACAAUACCUUUGUCAAUAAUAAAAGUGGAAUUAGUAUCUCAAUUCAGGAUACGGAAACAAGCAGUGGAAACAUUCAACUCGACAGUAGUUCGAGCUCUGAAGAUUCGGAUUCUGACGACAUUCCAUGCGCGGACGCAGCGAGUACCUCUUUAGGUGGUGACGUAUCAAGUAUCGAUGGAGUAACCAUCGAAGAAGACUUUAAUCAACCGACAAUGUGGCUAGGAACUGAGGAUGGUUGCAUUCACGUCUACAAUUGUAGCGACAAUAUAAGAAUCAAGAAAAAUAAAGUCAAAAUUCAACACGGCAGUAAUGUUAAUUGCAUUAUUUAUCUGGACAACAAAGUCUUUGUUUCCCUGGCAAAUGGUGAUGUCACGGUGUAUUCGCGAGAUCAAUUGGGAAUUUGGAAUACGACAGAUCCAAUGACUGUUUCAGUCAGUACAGACGCUUCACCUGUUACCAAAAUGCUACCAGUUUCGGGAAAAUUGUGGUGUGGUUGUCACAAUACAAUUAAAAUCUUAAACACCUAUUCUUUGGAUAUCGAACAUACUUUUACAGUUAAUAACGAUGCUAGUCGAACGGUAUCCUGUAUGGCAAGUUCCGGUGGUUUGGGAGUUUGGAUUUCUCUACACAAUAGUGCAGUACUUAAACUUUUUCAUGCAACCAGCUAUGAAUGUUUAUCGGAUAUCAAUAUUGCUCCGGCGGUAACAAAAAUGCUUGCUACAGGUUGCGAUGACAUAAUUAGACAACAUAAAGCUGCUUGUCUAAGGGUCACAGCUCUAUUAGCUUGCAACGAAUUAUUAUGGAUUGGAACAAGUGCAGGAGUCCUUUUAACAAUGCCUAUUCCUCAUAUUAAACCAUCCACACAAAGAAUGACACAACUUCCAAUUGUAACAGGUGUUCCACAUGGACACACAGGUCACGUAAGAUUUUUAACAUGUGUUGAAAUGUCAACACAAUCGAAAAAUGAUGCACGUCCAAAAAUGAAUCGUUACACAUAUGAUACGGGCAAUGUUCCACAAAAUAAUAUAAAUCAUGGAAAAAUUCUUGUGAUAUCGGGUGGUGAUGGAUAUGAGGAUUUUCGUGGACCACAAGCAUCAGCUGAACUUCAAGCUGGUCGUGAGGAUUCGACAAAUCAUCUUUUAUUAUGGAAAGUUUGAUAUAACAAAAACCGGCUUCAUGUCCGGAAAAUAAUUUCUGAUGAAUUUCGUCAUGACACGCCAUGUGAAUCGAGUCACGUCGUUUGACAAAAGGAAGAUGUCCCAGUGAUUCUUGAUAAAUCCUUGGGAUUAUUAAAUUUGCUUCUUGAACCAAUGGAAACUAGUUUGCCAUUUGGAGGAAGCGAUUUGCUUUCGACAAAGUUAAAAUGGACGGCCGGUUGGUUGGGCAAGGAAAAGAAAAAAGAGAGGAAAAAAAGUUUGGUUAAUGGUUUGGGGUCCUCGAUGGAAGUUAAAUCCCUAGCGAAUUUCUUUAUCGGCGAAAAAGAAAGCAAAUAAUAAGAGGGAUGGAGAAAAAAAAAGAGAGAGAGAAAAAGAGGGAGAGAGGCUUGUAAAUUUAUCCUAACAUCCGAAGCUAAUUUUCCAAAGACGUGUUUCCGAAAAAAAAAAAGUUUAUACGAUCUUGAAGUGAAAUUAUAUCCCUAAAAGUUCGAUAAACUCAUAAUGAACAACUUUCUAAUAAGUUCACUUUAUCUAUAAAUAUACUUAUCAGUAUUUCAAGUAUCGAAAUAUAUUUUUAGUUUUGAAAAAUAUGACAAUUUUUUUUUUUUUAUCAUUUUUUGUGAUAUAUGAGAAAUUUAUUUAUUUCUCUUGUUAAUUUAUUUAUUUUCAUUUAUAUCUUGAAUUUAUUUUAAUAUUGUAGAUAAAAUUCUUUUAAAUUUAAUAAGAUUGUUUUGAUAUGUAAUUUAAAGUGAUUUUAUCUCUUUGUUUUUAACUUUAAUUCAAUAUUGUAAUUAAUUUUUUUAAUUAAAUUGAAUUUUAUUAAUUACGAUUUGGAAAAUUAACUUUCAGCCUCCUAACUUUUCUAUAUACCAAGAAUGUCCUAGGGAUCAGUUAUUUUUUUUUCUGAAAAGAAAAUUUUAUCGCACUGCCUGAAAGUUAUAAUGAAAGAAUUUCUCGAUACUUAUAUCGUUUUACACAAUUGUUCCUUAAUUAUGAUUAAAAUCUAUUUGUUCUUCAAAAACUAAUUUUUUCUAAAUAGAUAUAUAUCAAAUAUGUACAUGUUUGUCAAAGGAAACUUUGUUUCCAUAAAUAAUGUGCGAACAAAAUUGUUUUUGUCCUGCAAUUAUUUUGCCAUAAAUUUUUGUACAAAAAAAAGAGAUCAUUUUUCAAAAAGAUCUUUUGUAAUUUAAAAAAAAAUGAAAAACAAAGUUUUCUAAAAAAAAAAAAAAAAAUGAAGCGCAAGAAAGCUUCAAAAGCUCUAAAUAGUAAAUCAUUGUCUAUUGUGUAUAUAUUAAAUGCAUAACAAUCAAUGUCUCAACUUUAUUGUAAUCAAGACGAUUAAAAAUUUCUUAUUAUAUAAAUAUUUCAAAAAAAUUUCUAGAAUCAUCUUUUCAAUAAAAUUUUCAAUUGUGGAUAAAUUAGAAAAAUUACUGCCUUUAAAUCAGACAAUAUAUAUAUAUGUAUAAAUCAUUUUAAAAAAUUUAUCAUUAUUAUUAUUUCAUUCUUUGUAUUUAAAUCUAAUUCUAAAUUUGUAUAUUGAUCUAAAUUUUAAAAAUAUUAUCAUUUCAAGACUAAAAAAAAAUUGUAGUGAUUAUUAAUUUAAAUUUAAAAUGCAGUACCUGAAAAAAAACGCGCGCCUAAAAUUCUAAUAAAAAAUAUGUGCCAAAAGAAAGAAAAAAAAUAUAACAGGUAGAAAAAAUUGCCUAAGUAGAGCUUUUUUCGUGAAAUUUCACAUUUUUCCAAAAAUUCAAAAAUAAAAUACAAAAAUUUUAUUCUUCGUGCAGUAGAAAUUUUUUAAUCUAUACAAGAAACAAAAAUAGUGAAAUAUUAAAAUUAAAUCUUUUUAAUUUAAUGAUAAUAAAAGUAUAUAAAAUUUCAACAAGAGAAAAUUAUAAAUAAACGUAUAUACAUUUUUAUUCAAUCUGUGUAAAGUAAAAUGACGAUAAAUUAUAUUUCCGUUUGUGUCUAUGAACGAAGUGCAUAUCUGCUAAAUAUAUUUGUACUAUAUA
Leptopilina boulardi is the source of this 7432-nucleotide messenger RNA. RefSeq names its product rho guanine nucleotide exchange factor 17. Gene Ontology annotation, biological process: actin cytoskeleton organization. Gene Ontology annotation, molecular function: protein binding; guanyl-nucleotide exchange factor activity. NCBI's taxonomy places the organism in Eukaryota, Metazoa, Arthropoda, Insecta, Hymenoptera, Figitidae. The transcript has 26 exons. The record is from RefSeq and is a predicted model, not a curated record. The coding region runs from base 222 to 5423 and encodes 1733 amino acids.